AUGAGCUCAAUCACAGAGGAUAGGACACUGCACAACUUCAUCCUGGAGAACUAUCCAGAUGAAGCGCUUUUGGAGACACUUGAAGAGUACGCGUACUCGCCUGAAGCGACUAAAGCCAUCUCAGAGACUCCGUCGACCCACAGCUUCAGGGAAUGGAUCAGGAGCAUUCGAAGCAGCAAAGCAAGUCUUCCACAGGGUCCAUCACGCUUUGUGACAGACUGGCCAGAAGAUGAGGGGCUAGAUGACAGCUAUCGCAUGUUGCCUAAAGAGCGAAUCAGUGGCGACGAUGCUUCCUUCGUGACAUCUUCCUCGUUCCUUCACAGUGUGAAAACGGCGAGCAUGAGUCUGGCUAGCCUGAGUAUCUUGAAUCGAGGCAGGUCGAAUACUCAAACAAGCAGCCACCAUCGCAGCAGCACCUUUUCCGGUUCUGACCCCCGAAAAUCUAUUGACAGCAACAGGCUUGGAUCAACUCCUCCCUUUGAUGAAGUGGCGUGGCGCCACGCCAUUCAAAGAUACCAGAUCAUUCAAGAGCUGAUUGAUACUGAAGUAUCGUACAUCUCUAUCCUCAAGAAUCUAUCACAGGGUCUCUCACUGGUCCUUAUAGCUCCAUCCGGAGUUCACCAAAGCGUCGACAAGCUCAUUACAUUCCAUGAACGACUACUAGCCAGCCUUCGGAACCGUCCAACUGUUUCUACAUCGAAUGCAAACCUCAAUACAAGAGGUCCGACCCGCCGAAUGAAAUAUGCAAACGAAAACGACCCAAACCCAUCUACAAUUGGGGCGAAUAGCAUAUUUCUAGCUCCGAAAAAACUUCGUUGGCAAGCAAGCCCACGUAUCCGAUCACCAACUGUUCUUAUGGCUACACCGAAAGAGGCAGCGGACGUAGCAUGCAUCUUAAAGGCACAUCUGCCAGGAUUUCUCGUCUAUAAAGAAUAUCUCAUGAAGUACCCGUCGGUGCAAAGUGAGAUCGAUCAACUACGCCAGACAAAACAGAACUGGCAAGCGUAUGACCAGGGACUUGAGGCAUUAUUCCGGACUGUUCAGCCCUUCAGCUCACGUGAGAAGUACGCAAACCAUGCUCGCACCAUUGCCGAUCUUUUGAUACAGCCGGUUCAGAGACUCUGCAAGUACCAGCUCUUUCUAACCGACUUGAUGAAGUGUACUCCGGCAACCCAGUGCCUUGUAACACACGAAACGCUUCGACAAGCACACCAAGAAACAGUAAAUGUUGCUCAAGAGGUGAACAGCGGCUCCGACGAUCCUAUCGCCAUAGACCGCUAUAGAAAGACAAUGGAGCUCCAAAAAAGGCUUGAAUUUCCCUCGAGCCAGGACUACCAUGAUAUCCUCAAGACGUACGGGCCACUGAAAGUAUGCGGUGUUCUUCAUGUUGCUUACCAAAUCGGGGAAACCGUGUCUGGGAGCUAUAUGGUGUGCGCUUUGUUUGACUCUUAUAUUCUUCUCGCCACGUCAAGUAGUGAUCGCGAAAAAUUCAGGGUUAUGGCCAUCAUUCAUAUCCGUGGGUCAAGACUAGAGGAGCCUGCAAAUGGAAUAGGUGCAAUCCCUUCGAAUGGAUGGCUAACGCUAUGCUUGCAUUGCUCUGGUACUCCCUAUUCCUGGAAGCUCAUAUUCACCUUCGAACAUAGCCUUGUCGAAUUGAUUUUCAGUGCUUGCUCGGAGAAGGAAGAGACAGAAUGGCUUCGGAACCUAAUAAUUCAGAUCAACCCUGAACAGGAAGCCCGGUCGGAGACCGUCGGACAGCCGGUGCGGAAUUCAUUCAUUUAUUUUGCUCUGAAGCCUCUACAGGCUGUGAUACUGAAUGGUCGUUUGCUGAGCGUUGCGCGACGCAGCUCUAUCCAUGGCACUUUGAUCACAACUGGCAGUCCAGAUUACCUGCCCAUUCAUAUUAAGGGAACUACUGCUCUACCUACAAACCAAGCUACUCGUCCUCCAUUAGGGAGGUCACAGUCUGUGCAAAACUCCCGUCGAGAUAUCGUACUCGCACCAAAGAGACAAAAAAGGGUCAAAAUGGAGAAGCGCCUUGUAGACAUCUGGACUCGCGAUGUCGUCCCGUAUCCCGGAAUGCCAUUGGGAAUAGGGGAGUCUUUUAUGCGAACAUCAACGGACGUCUUGAUGGGAAAGUUCACGAGUUUGCCGCAAUUUGCGCGGCGCACUAAUAGUAACCGUAUAUCGAUAAAGAACAAUAGUGUCGAACAAUUUUCUAUCCCAAAAUCCGAGAAUCACAAAAUGGAGGCUGAAGACGAAGAUUCUAUCAACAACAGCCCUACCAAAGAGACUGGUCAAGGCCAAGGAGACGACAAAACUGGCCUCCAAAAGGCGGCGACGGAUGCGCCGAGCACUCAGAGAAGAGGGUUUAUGUCACUUCGCAAGAAGCACUCGAACUUGGUGCAGCGGGCCAUUGGUGAAGCUCCGAGCGAGGUUCGAUAUAAGGGAAGUAGACAGAGUCUCCGCAAACGGCUAAGUGUAGCCUUGUUUAAAUCCAGCUCCCCCGGCAAGUCACGACGAUCCAACUCGGUGGAGGCUUGAUAUGAUAAUUCAUACCGUUUCUUUCUACCCUCACGCUCACAAAAGCGUUUAGAAAACUUCCGGCUGAGAACCAUCUAACGCGGAUUAGGUGUAAAAGGGUCUUCUUUGAGUUCCCAAGUGGACGUGAUGAGGUGGAAACUGCCCGGCACGUUGAAACGAUCGCAUUGCCUAGAUUGACUUUUGAGGUUAAGAUUUAAAGAGCUGAGAUGCAUAGAGAAUAAGUAAAGCCGCAAAAAAGCAGACGGAGAUUUCAUCGGUUAUCAAUUGCUUGUUCUAGGUUUGAGCUCAUCGUAAAAUCUAGCGUCGUUGGGACAAGAAGCACUCCGGGGAGCGUACGGAGUAGAUUAUGCGAGUUGGGCGAUGACGAAGGCGGAGAGAUGACGUCGUUGAGUUUGCAGGUGACAUAGCUCCAGCUGCCAGUUUGUAUGGCGGCAUCAAGUACUCCCCUCCUUGCUAGCC
Messenger RNA from Coccidioides immitis RS, 3003 nucleotides. RefSeq lists its product as uncharacterized. The coding region runs from base 1 to 2544 and encodes 847 amino acids. The record is from RefSeq and is a predicted model, not a curated record. The transcript is spliced from 6 exons. Lineage: Eukaryota; Fungi; Ascomycota; Eurotiomycetes; Onygenales; Onygenaceae. Gene Ontology annotation, molecular function: guanyl-nucleotide exchange factor activity.